Messenger RNA from Cheilinus undulatus (humphead wrasse), 8910 nucleotides. Its product is annotated as multiple C2 and transmembrane domain-containing protein 1-like. Gene Ontology annotation, molecular function: calcium ion binding. The coding region runs from base 979 to 3612 and encodes 877 amino acids. The transcript has 21 exons. Gene Ontology annotation, cellular component: synaptic vesicle membrane. The record is from RefSeq and is a predicted model, not a curated record. Gene Ontology annotation, biological process: regulation of neurotransmitter secretion. Lineage: Eukaryota; Metazoa; Chordata; Actinopteri; Labriformes; Labridae.
UGUGUUUGUUUAUGUGUUUACUGGCUCAGUGGUUAUCAGGGGACAGAGCAGGCCAGCACUGGAGUAAGGGCUGGAGGAUAAGACCUAAUGACUUAUAAUACACAAACACAGCACCAGUACAGCAUCCACAGAUAGAGAGGAGGCUGUUGAGCACUGCCUCCUCACUGCUGCAUGUGGGUGAUAGCAUUCACUGAUGCCUGACCUAUUUGACGGGUUGAACAUAUUCAGACUACAGUAAAAGAAAAAAAACAUAUCCACAUGUCACUACAGAGAAAAACUCUUGAAAUCCCUCCCUAGGUUUCAGACCGACUCAGCUCUGAUUCACCAAGGUCACUGCUGUUACAGGGCUAAUAAAGAGGCUGAAAAUAACCCCACACACAGCACAUGAGAAAGUACACACAGACAAACUUAGAGGGUGGUUGUGACAGGGGAUGCACGACUGAAUCAUAAACAUCUCCACGAGGCAUUGUGAGGUUGCAUUAUGCAAUCACCAGCAUACAGAUUAUCCAGUCGAGUGAGAUGGUUGGCCAGAGGGAGGCGCGGUGCAGCCUUCGUCCAGCAUUUGAAUGUGUAACAAUUAAUGGGGAAGUUUGACUGAAGCCUGGUAAAGCUCAGUGGACAGAGCAGAGAGGAAAAGACAACUAAACGGACUAUUUGUUUAGCAUUUAUCUUGCACAAGUCACUGCAUGUCUCCGCAGAGAGGAGAUACAUCUCCAGUACAGAGGGAUAUUGCAUGCCGUCUAACCAGAUCGCUGCACGGUGUGUGCCAUAAAAACCAACACUGCUUGCAUAGGCAUUCUGCAAGGCUCGUGGUGAGACUAACACCCCUUUCAUCAUCACUCUGUGCGUCUCCUUCUUGGCGCUCUUUAAACUGAUCAUCAGUGAAAGUGCUCCCAAGCUGCAGCAGCCCAACUGUGACAUCUCUCCAACAGCACCACUCGGAGUGUGCUCAGGCUGGCUGGCUGCUGCACAGGCACCAUGGAGCAAAAAACACCCAAGGAUGAGAGCCCCGCGAAGGGACAGGAGUCUCUGUCCUAUCAGCGGAGGAUGUGGAAGAAUUUCCAAGAGAAAACCAAGCCCUGGCUCAGUCCUAAACUGGGAUCGGAGCGUCGCGGUGCCGGGGGCGCGGAGGGCAGCAAGAAGGAGUCAGGGUUAUGGAUGUUUAAGAGGAAAAAGAAACAGCUGGACCGGGUCUUUUCGUCGUCCCAGCCGAAUCUAUUCUGUUCUACACCGGCGCCUUUUCAAGGAGAUAAACAGACUCUUGGAGGUGAUGCGGUCCCGGGCACCAGCAGUGACGGGCAGCCUCUGCUGCAUCCCCUUGGCGCAGCUUCUGGAGCCACGGGGAGCAAACCCGAGCUGACGGCGCACGGGAGCCCCAAGCUGCCCGUCUCUCAGCUGAUCAUGUAUCAGCAGAAGAGCUCCUCUCUCGGCUCGGCGUGUUUCGAGAAGCUGGUGGUGGACCCGGCCGCAGUGCUGGGAGAGGAUGAGCAGCUGCGUAAAAACGCAAGCGAUUCUGGCAUCAACAUAGUGGGACCCAGUAAUGCAGAGCCCACUCCUCGACCUCCUAGUCCAGCCAUGUACCAGCUGGAUAUCAUCCUAAAGAAAGGGAACAACCUAGCCAUCCGAGACAGGACGGUUCCCGCUCUCCAUGGACCAUUUUAUGAAAUUUCACAUCUGGUCCUCCCAGCUCACUCUCACAGCUCACAUUUGUUAUGUGUGAAGACACUGGAUGUGACACUGGACCUGAAGGACCCUCAGUAUCCUGAACAUAACCUAGGCACCCUGGAGCUAGCAGUCACACUAUCACCAAAGGAGGACAUAAGGGAUGCUACCAUGCUUUUGAGAAGGAACUGGAAACGAUCUAGUAAGUAUCAGAGUAUGCGUCUGUCAGAUGUGCACAGAAAAGCCCAGCUAUGGCGGGGGAUAGUCAGCAUCAGUCUGAUAGAAGGUCGCAGCCUGCAGCCCAUGGAUGCCAAUGGCCUCAGUGACCCGUACGUCAAGUUCAGGAUGGGUCACCAGAAGUACAAGAGCAAGACCAUACCCAAAACGCUGAAUCCUCAGUGGAGAGAGCAGUUUGACUUCCAUCUGUAUGACGAGCAGGGAGGUUAUGUGGACAUCACAGUCUGGGACAAAGAUGCUGGCAAGAAAGACGACUUCAUGGGAAGGUGUACCAUCGACCUUUCGCUCCUCAGUAAAGAACACACACACAAGUUGGACCUGCCACUAGAGGAAGGUGAAGGUGUGCUGGUGCUGCUGGUAACACUCACUGCUUCGGCUGCUGUUUCCAUCUCUGACCUGUCUGUAAAUAUGCUGGACGACCCCCAUGAGAGACACCAGAUCACGCAGAGAUAUAGCGUGUGGAGAUCUUUCCACAACCUGAAAGAUGUUGGUGUGGUGCAGGUGAAGGUCAUCAGGGCGGAGGGACUGAUGGCUGCUGAUGUCACAGGUAAGAGUGACCCUUUCUGUGUGGUGGAGCUGAGCAACGAUCGGCUUCAGACGCACACCGUCUACAAAAACCUAAACCCAGAGUGGAACAAGGUCUUCACAUUUAACAUCAAGGACAUCCACUCAGUGCUUGAGGUCACUGUUUACGACGAGGACAGAGACAGAAGUGCAGACUUCCUGGGAAAAGUGGCUAUCCCUUUACUAAAUAUCCAAAAUGGAGAACGCAAAGCCUACGCCUUGAAAAGCAAGGAGCUGACAGGGCCAACAAAAGGGGUCAUCUUUCUCGAAAUAGACGUGAUUUUUAAUGUUGUGAAGGCAGGUCUCAGGACGUUGAUUCCCAUUGAGCAGAAGUACAUCGAGGAGGAGCCUAGAGUGUCCAAACAGUUGCUGUUGCGCAACUUUAACAGAGUAAGGCGCUGCAUCAUGUUCCUGAUCAACACAGGCUGCUACAUCAACAGCUGCUUUGAAUGGGAAUCUCCACAGAGGAGUAUCUGUGCUUUUGUGCUUUUUGUCAUCGUUGUUUGGAACUUUGAACUCUAUAUGAUUCCUCUGGCUUUGCUGCUGCCUUUGGUCUGGAACUACAUCCUCAUCGCAUCGGGGAAGGAUACCAGGCAAGAUGUGCAAGCAGUCGAGGACCUGCUGGAAGAUGAGGAUGAGGACUUUGACAAAGAUGACAAGGACCCUAAACCAGGCCCCUGGGAGGACAGCCGUGAUAAAAACCAUAUCCUCGAGGAUAUGUUGGCUUCCUGGCACUUUGAGUGGAUACGAGCAAUGGUGGACUCAGAGAGAAAGGGCUUCAUGAACAAGCUUUAUGCCAUUCAGGACGUGUGCAUCAGCGUGCAGAAUGCUCUGGAUGAAGUGGCCUCCUAUGGCGAGAGGAUAAAGAACACAUUUAACUGGACUGUGCCUUUUUUAAGCUGGCUGGCCAUCGUGGCUCUCGGAGUGGCCACCAUUAUCAUCUACUUCAUCCCCCUUAGAUACAUUGUGCUAAUCUGGGGAGUGAAUAAAUUCACCAAGAAGCUGAGAGACCCUUACACCAUUGAUAACAAUGAGCUGCUAGACUUUCUGUCCAGAGUGCCCUCAGAUGUACAAGUGGUGCAGUACCGAGAGCUGAAACUGGAUCCCAAUCCCAGCCCAAAUAAAAGGAAGAAAAACAACCCGGGGUAGAUGACUGUGUCCGCCCACCGACUCCUCUCUUCACCACUUUUCUUCUCGUGCUCUGUUACUGGACUCUGAGGAGCAGAAAGACCAGCUCGGCUCGACUAUCCUUCCUUAAUGUCCCUCCUUUUUUCUUCUCGUUACCUUUUUUCAGUCUUUAAUUACUCACAUGUCAUGAUACAGUUUCCUGAAGUGUAACUUUUGUAUGAAAAAUGAAGAGUCCAAAAAUCUCUUUAAUUAUUUCUACCACCGUUAUGCUUUAGAUUGAUUUUAAAGGAAUGGAUGGAAUGACCUUUUCUCUGCCUUGUGAGCCUCUCUCCUCCUCUUCUUCUUCUCCAUCACUCUGACAGCUCGGAGGACUCUGUUCAUGCGCCUGCCACAAGUGUCAAACAACAAGUAAAACGAGUUUUAACAUCGAAACUCGACGUUCCACACAGACAUUUUCAGUGCGUCCUUGUUUAUCAAAAUACAAGCCUUAUACUUACAUUCUGAAGCAUUAUCACUCUGCAGUAGACUCUUACUGUAGUUAUUACAUGAUUAUUGUAAUUUGUUCAUUUUUUCUAAUUGUUUUUCUACUGGAGUAUCUCUUGUUUUCUUCCCCUCUUGGAUGCAAUGAUGUUAUGUUCACUGGCAUUAAUUUGAACUGUUUCCACUUAACUCAGCCAGCCGAGUUGAUAAACAAUUAUGGUGUUAGCCUGCAGACAUGUCCCUCCACGCGCACAGGAAACAGGACCAAUAAGUUGAAGGCUUUUUGUGGUAUCCGCCCGUGCUUCCACACAGCGGCCAAAUUCUUCCUUUUCUAAAUUUCUCAUUCAGACAAAAAAAACAUGGAGAAUGAGUGGUUUAAGUUUAAAGUUCAGUAAGUUUGUUUUUUUAAAUAGAUGCCAUUUAAGGUACCAAAAGGAAAAAAAUAAAAACACAGUUCUCUUCUAAAUUCAAAUCAAAGUAAGUGUUCAGUCUAAUCUCUAGUCAGGGAAUAUCUCAAUACCAGGGAUUUACGAUACUGGAAUUUUGCCGAUAUCCAAUGUUUACAAAUUUAUUUUAUACUGAUAUUAAUACUGAUACAUAUAUUCAGUUCAGACCGAAAACAAACCAAAAACAAACUAAAAACCUAAACUUAUUCAUACAUACAGUAUGGCUGAUAUUUACAGUGGAUAUAUUGGUUGUAAAUAUUGGCAGAAAUUUUCAUACCUGCCCAUACAGUAAUUACUCUCAUAUCAUGCUGAUAAUAUCGUGCAUCUCUUCCCAUUACCUGUGUUGGGUUGUAUUACAUUUUAAAGUGACACAUUCUCGGUAGGAAGAGAAAGGAAACAUGCUACAGUGCUUUAGCAGUACCAAAAAUUAAAACCCUCUAACAUCUUGUUUCACGUCAGUUGUAAAAAUGGCAUGCCGUUGACUGUACAUCUUCUUUUGAAUGUGUCAACUUUACUUCCAUCAUGCAACUUAGUUAACAGCCCCAUCUGUCACUGUACAGCCUAAUAACCAAAAAACAUAGGUGACAACCUUAACAGCUCCUUAAUACGCUCACAUACCAGUGGGUAGGAGAGAGACUGAAACAGUGCACAUGUGUUUGGAGUUUUAUUUGAUUUGGGAUGAGAAAAAGUAAAGCAAACUGAGAUGCUUUUUUCAGAGACAAUCCUUUUAUCAAAAAGUAGUAAAUAACUUACUCGAAUUGCUAAACUGAUGCACUGCGUAACUUAUAAUAACAAAAAAGUAAUCUGAGUACUGAAAUGGAUUACUGUUUAAUACCCCACUACCCCCAACACUUCUCAAUACACUCAUUGUAGCUUCAUUCCUCUGGCAAGAUAAAUAUACAAAAACAAAAAAUAAGGCCUGCAUUGCCAAUAAUGAGAGGAAAAAAAAUCUGCCUGUUAUGCCCUGUUCAUACAGGACAGCAGUGUUUUGAAUCUUGUGUUGAUCAAACAUAUCAGUAAUUUGGAGUAAAAACUAAUUUAAUUAAAAAUGAUUUCAUUAUUGAGUAAACUCUGUCCAAACUUUUGUCCAAAUGUGCAUGCAUGUACCACUGCUCUCCUACUACACACAGCGCUUUCUACCCUGCUUCCUACAGUUUCUCUUUGAAAGUGCCUGAUCUUAUCAGUAUCAUUUAGAUGUACAUUUCAUGCAUAACACAGUUUGAAGUGUGUCGCUCAACAUUCAGUGGUUAGGCUUCAACAGCCGAUCUGCGCGGGGAGUUGUGGAUGCGUAAUGAUCCCAAAUUUAUAGAGCGCAGAAUGACAUCAACAGCAUAAAAACAGUUAAAAGUAACAGGAGAGGUUCAGAUUUAACAUGAGACUUCUCUCUCUCUCAUACGUUAACGGGAGGAAUGCUGGACUUCCCCUGUCUGAUCAGCAAAUAAGCACAGGUGACAACCUCCAUGUGUAAUGGGAGAGUGGUUUAUUGGUUAUGGACAGCUUGCUAUAGAUCUAAAAAUGUUAGAUAUGUAGAGAGAGGAAAAAAACACUUGUGCAUUGGAAACUCUGGUUAUCAGUAUGUAUAGGACGCAUGAAAUUGACUUGAGUGUCUUGCAAUAACGUGCUAAAGCUGUUUUUACACUUGUAUUCCUGAAAACUGCUAGAACAAUUCUUGCAAACCACCUCCUUCAAACAUUCAGCCCCCAGUGCAAGCCCGUCCUGUCAGAUUUGAGCUAGCGGACAUCUUAGAAGGCAAGACUGGACAUAAAAUAAGUGUCAAAUGUAGCAACAGAACCACGUUACAAUGCUGUAUGGAAAUAUUUGACUAUAUCAAUGCAAGGCAUGGUUUGAUAUAUUUAUGAUAUCAACAAAAGAGCCAGGAAGGACACUCAGGUGAGCAGAAAAUAUAAUGGGCGGGUUUUAGAUAUGUGCCCGGAGAUCAGGCCAGUUUUUCAUUUUAUUGUAAAUGGUUAGGGUAGUUUUUGCAGAACAUCUUCACUCCCUUCUGUUUUUCUCAUGUUGUAUUUUUCUGACUAUUUCCUGCUGCAUGCUCAUAUCAUUUCACAGAAAAUAUACUAGGUGGGCUGGCAGGAAAAAAAUCUUUGUAAAGUCACAUUAACACAUGCAGCUUAGCCUGACACUCCAGGAAGUUUUCAGGAGUUUAGGUGUAUGUGAAUAGAGCUUGAGUUCGUACAUCUCACGUCACACCACUCAAGUAGCAGAUAUUUUUACUUCUUAUAAGACUUACAGGCCUUGUUUCAGAUUUUUUUUUAUCUUAAAAUAAGAUUUUUUUAUCUUGUACUUGUCAGGCAAUGUGGUUUUAAAUAUACUUUUCACUAGAAAUAAGACAAAUACACUUGCUUUGAUUUGAGUUGUUUUGCUGUAUUAGGCAGCUGAUGUAAUGCCCCAAACCUUUACCCCAUCUAAACGUCAAGAAAAAUUAAACUUCAGCCACAGUUAACCUCCUUAAAAAUGUGUCAGCUGUCAAUCAGAGAGACCCUUCCUCUGUUGGUGGGGGCAGUCUGAGCCUUCUGCUGUCGCUUCGUUAAUAAAGAUGUCACCCAGUCUUCUCAGAGCGUCACCAGGCAGGUGGGCCUUUAGGCGACCGCAGCCCUAAUCUUGUUUGAAAGGCUGGUCUCCUUUCCUCACAUCUCAGUGUGCAGCCUCAUGCACAAAAAGCCCUUCCUUUCACGUGAAUAUUUCUUUAAGAGAUGGCACAUACACACUCACGCUGUACCUACAGAUGAAAGCGUAACAUCUCGUCGAAGCAGACACAUUCUCUCCCUCUCUCUCUCGCACACUUGCACACAAACAUGCUCUCUGUGAUGCUGUGCCCCAGGCUGGCCGCCCUCUCCAUCUGCCCCACCUCCAGUGCCCACAGCUCAACUUUGAUCUCUGCUUCCACAGACAGAGGCGUGCGUGUUUGUGAGUGAACUGUGUAUGUAAGAGUGUUUGCGUAUACACGUUUAUGCAAUCAAAGACAAGUUGCUUUUCUCAGCGCUGGUGUGUGUUACAAUCGUAUCUCCCCUCCAGCUGUAGACUGAUGCGCAGAUUCAGUCUCUCUGUUUGUCAGAUUGUAAAAUCCCGCGUCUGUGUGCAGCAGAAGUGCCAGCUGGAGUUUGCUGGUGUAGAAGGCCGUCAGCUAGAUGAGCAGCGAGUCUCUGUGUGACAGGACGAGGCUCUGAGGGGCUUUGGGCCCGAGAUGUCAGGGACUGAUCAGGAUGUGUGUAUGUGUGUGCGUGAGACUGUUUCAGAGCCCUCUUCCCAUCAUGCCUCUCUCCGUGUGCUCUCUCUGCGGUUCCCUCAUUCGUCAGUGAGCCGGGUUGCGACCCUGUCUGAAGGGACGGUCUCCUGGGCUUCUUGCUGAGCAUCUGUUGAAAGAUCACAGCUCGGGCUACAUUUGAGGAGGUCUCGUCUCAUCCUGCUGAUCCCUGCCUCCAUCUUUCCCUCUGCUCCUCCAUCUUUUUUCUUCCCCCUUUGUCUGUCUGUCUGUCUUUAUCGCCCUAAACCCCCUCUGCACCACAACCGGAGCUCUCUGCUGCCAUUUUGUCAUCCUCUCACCCUGCCUGUCUGCCGGCCCCCUCCCUCCCUCUCCUCCCAUCCAUCUCCAUGCUUAAAUAUCAACAGGCUCGGAUCUGUCACUCUAGAGGGCCAUUGAUUUUGUUUUGCUGCUUUGAGGAAUCCACUUGAAAGACAAUAACAGACUGUCCCCCAAGAGCAGCGUCGCAGACUGAUUAUAACCUCCUCAACAAACACACUCUGCAGCUCGUGAAGGAUGUCUUUUUAUAAUGCCUGAAGGGACUAUUUGAAUACCUGAUAUGUAUGUGUCUGCUACUCUGUGUAGUUAUUUUACAGCAAAUUGUGGUGGCUAUUGUGUGGUAUUGCAUCCAAAUACCGUUUCUUAUUUCAUUUCAUUUAUUAUUUGGUUUCAGCUCUGUUUGCAAGCAAACCAAAGUGUUUUUAUUUUGUAUGAUGCAGAGAAAUUACGUAAUAUAAAAGAAUGUAUCAGAGUGACAGCUGUAGAGGAUAAAAAAAGCACUUUUAUUUGCACCAAGUUGAAAUGAGACUAUUUAUUUUUUAACAAUACUGUACAGAGCGGACUACUGAUUAAUUUAUGUUUGUAUUUUAUACAGUAUGCCUGUUGAUUUUCUGGUGAUGAUAUUGUAACGUAGCUGUAUGCCUGUCUCAUUUUCUAAAGAUCUGUCUUUUUUUCCGCCUGCGACGUUGCCUGCCUGUGACAUCAUCUUUAUGUGCCCAGUUCUGACCAAUAACAUUUCAGGAAAGGAAAAAAAAAAACAAAAGCAGAGACAUGAGCCGGUCAGAAGGGGUGAAAGAAAAUAUGACGUAUAUUUCCUGUUGGAGACACAAAAUGCAUCUGAUGUAUGUUGCUUAUUUU